Molecule: messenger RNA, 1680 nt
Organism: Medioppia subpectinata
Lineage: Eukaryota; Metazoa; Arthropoda; Arachnida; Sarcoptiformes; Oppiidae
Source: the annotation of a GenBank genome assembly
AUGAGGCUGCAGUUUUCUGAGUCCAAACAGUAUCCUCACGGCAUCGAAAGUGCAAUCAGGACUCAAGAUGAGACAAAUGAGACCAAAAUGAAUAUAAACUCUACUAAACAACUAAUUGUGUUUAUCAUAUGGUUCUGUGUUUAUGUGGCAAAUGAGGCACAGAAUGACACGACAACCACAACCGCCAGAAUCGAUGGCUACGACAAAAGUGCAGUGUUUGAUACAAACACGACAUUUGGCGAAAACAGUGAUUACAACGACUAUAAUUCAACGACAUUUGAUUUGAACGGUUCCCGCAAUAAUGAUAGCGAAGAGACGGAUGGAGUGACAGAAUCGGUAUCCGAUGGCGACGACACCGACGAAGACGGCGACGAAGUAUCGUUUAAAGAGCCUCAGAAUCCAUCGGAAUUCAUGGACUACUUCGAGGACUUUAUGCAGAGGACAAAGGUUAAACUGGAAGAGCUCUUCGAGCAAUAUAUGCCGCAAUUGAUUCAAAUGAGUUCAACGGUUACACUGAGUCCUGAUUGCACUUUCGAUGCCGUGAGGAUACUGUUUGGACUCAGAAAACUGCAGCCCUGGGCAAUCAAAAUAUUAGACUCGAGCGGUAAAGUGCCGGACGGUAUACUCGGGGGUACUUUGACUGCAUUGGGCUCUUAUGACGAUUGUCUGGAGUCACGAAUAGGUGAGGAACAGAAUGAGGAGAGCACUAAAGGACAGUACUGUGCCAUUAAUGUCAGGCCAUAUCUGCCGCCAAAACCACCGCUCGAUUCCGUCGAAAAGGAGUUCAACGACGCCGCAGACGCUAAAGGAUUUGCCAAAGAACACCAUUUCGCACGAAUCGCUCCCCUAUUCUAUUACCUGAAACUACGGCUGGGUAUAUGUCUUCCGGCCAGUUGUACACUCAAUGAUCUCCAUUUAAUCACUAAGAGAAUAUCGCACAGGUUUCGUGUGAACGUAACCGUUCAAAGUUGUGACGUAAAACAGUCGACAUUCUUCAGUCUGGAUGACAAUCAAAUUAUUCCUCUCUUCAUUAUAUCCGUAUUACUGGUAAUGAUCGCCGCGUCCACAGUGUAUGACAUACUGAGCCGUACGGCAGCUGUCGAUGACUUGAAAAAGGUCUCGUCGUUUGUGUCCAACUGUUGCGCCUCUUUCUCUGUAUGCGCUAACAGUGCCAUCAUUUUGUCGACCAAAGCGCCCGACCAUAUGAUACGGUCGUUGAACGGCAUGAAAGUGAUUAGUCUUAUAUGGAUAAUGAUUGCCCACACAUACAUGACUCUGGACUUCAGGGCCACCGGCAGACUCGUCACCACAACACAGCUGCCCAAAGGCUUUCUAUUCCAGACAAUACUCAACGCCUCCCUCGCCAUCGAGACCUUCUUCUUCCUCAGCGGAGUUCUCGUCGCUUACAAUACACUCAAGAAAAUGAAAACACUUUCCAAUUGGAAUCUCAAGACUUGGAUCUCGUUUUACAUUCAUCGCUAUAUUAGACUUACUCCAGCCAUAAUGCUGUUAAUCGUGAUGUUUUUACUGGCGUAUCGUAUGGGCAACGGUCCCCUCUGGCAGGAACUCAUAUAUCCAACAGCAGAUAAAUGCCGAGACAAUUGGUGGACACAUGCGCUAUAUGUCAGCAAUUUUAUUAAAGGCAAAGAUAUGCCAUUCAUAUCCGUUUCGUACGAAUGA